AGCGCCAGUCCGUUGCCAUUUGAGAUUUUCAGAUAGAGCAGCAGUUAUGCUCUUGAGAUCUUUAAGACAGAGCAGCAGCUAUGCUCUUGAGACUUUUAAGAUGGGCAGCAGUUAUGCCCUUGAGAAUCGUGGUGAAGAGCCACCACGAUAAGUUUAAGAUGUUAGGGGGACGAAUCGUUACGACUUCCCUAACUAAAUUUAAGUUUAAGGAAAGCCUGGAUGGCUUCUCAUACGUAUGAGUUGGCAACCGGACUAGCUAGUGAGGGAUCCCAGUGUCAGUCAAGUAUUUAAGUUGAGUUUUAAGCUUUAAGAGUGGAGAGUAAGAGUUACUCCCAUACAGUUUUAAGAGUUAAGCUUUUUAGUAGUGGAAGUACAAAACAACUCCCACUCAGUUAAGUAAAGUGAGCAAGUAUCAUUAAGUAUUUAAACGUAAGGGCGUAGACUGACCCCAUCUCACUCACCAGUUUGAGGAGCUAGAGGAGCAGUUAGUGAGCAGCGGGUUCGAGGGCAGCCAGCUAGAGGAGAGCAGUAUAAGCAUCACGGAGGAUGCUUAGUCAAGGUUUUCAGUAGCAACAGCUUCAGAGUUUAUCAGUUCUUUACAUUUAUGAUUAUGAGUAUAGACUGGAGAUCAGAUCGAGAUUUUAAAGUUUGAGUUUCAAAUUGCCCACGUGUUAGGGCUUUGCUCUGAGCUACAAGUGUGUGUUUUCAGUAUUUUAUUUAUGAAAAAUUUUCCCCGCUGAAAUUUAAGAUUUGAGUUUAUCAAGGGCAUUUUAGUAAAAGUAGUACCCGGCCGGGUUAGGGUGUUUCAACAACCUUUAGGUUAAGGGUGUAUCCGUGGUCGUGACCUAUGAAACUCUUUAACUUCUAGAUUCUAUGCUAUGCAACGUGCUCAUAUGAAUUAUAAAUCAAUCUACGAUCGAUUGUAGAUGAUGAGUACAUGACACGAAAUAUCAUCACAAAACACCAAGCAAGCAUAAAACAUGGCAAAGUAGGGAUAAAACACGACAAAGUGAAGUGAUUUCCCUAUAAAAAGCAUUCAUAGCAAAAUAACUCAUGCUAAAGCCAACGAUUGACGAAUAUGAGAGAAUAUUAGUAUAAAUGAGCACUUGCAAUAUGGCCCAGACACGAUAUUUUAGCACGAAAAUGCCUCAAGAAUGGAGGAUAAAUAACACCAAUUUAGGUGUUAUCAUGGAGGCCCUGAUCUUUUCUAGCACUUAUAUUGAAUGGAUUCGAGCAUGUCUUAGUUUUUCAUAUUUUAGCAUUAACGUCCACUUUUCAUUGUUUGGUUAUUGCCCAGUCAAGAAGACUGUGAGGCAAGGGGACCCAUUGUGCCCAUACUUGUUCAUUGUGGCUCCCAAUGCUAGAUAUGGCUCCACAGUUGGCGCAUAUUUCCUAUCACUCUCAAUGUAAGACAAUGGAUCUUACACACCUCUGUUUUGCGAAGAUUCUGUUGACAUUUACUGAGGGUUCAGCUACUUUCCUCAGUAAUGUGAAAAGGAAUCUGGAACAAUUUUACCUUAUAUAUGGUUUGCGUUGCAAUCCAAAUAAGUGUGAAGUUAUAUUUGGAGGGAUUAACUACUGUUAUUAAGCAUAAUGAUUUAUCUGUCACUAGUUUCAAAGAUAGUAUUCUUCUAGUAAGGUACCUUGUGCUCCCCUUAAUAUAUGAUAUGCUCACGAGAAAGGACAGUGAGGUGCUAUUGGGUAUAAUGUCUAGUAGAAUUUGAUCCUCGCAUGUAAAAAGGUUGACUUAAAUAUGUCGAAUUCAGCCGGUCUCCUUUGUGCUUUAUUCCUUGGUGCAGUAUUGGAUGUCAAUUUCCAUUUUGUCUAAGAAGGUAUUGGAUAAGAUUUCAUAACAUUAAUUCAGAAUUUAUAUGGUAUGACGAUAGUCAGGGAAGGCAAAGGUCUCAUGGGAUAAUAGGGGUGGGCAAACGGUUCGGGUACCGAAUUAAACCGAACCGAAACCGAAAUAAUGUUAUUCGGUUCAGAAUUCGGAAGGAAAAUAUAGAUAUUUCGGAAAUCAGGGUUCUUUCAACCGAACCGAAAUUCCGUAUUUCCGACUGAAAAACCGAAAUACUACAAUUGCAACCUCCAAAUGGUGGAUUUUUAUAUUUGUAGUUGUUUUUAUACUUAAAUAUUUGAAAUAUUUUAUGACUUAUGUGUUGAAAAGUUUGAUUUUAUCAUUGAUUAUGUAUAUAAUUGCAUAUUUAUUGUUUAUAUUAGGAGUGAAAAAUAAUUUAAAAGUGAGAAUAUACAAGUAGCCUCACAAAUUCGGUUUUGUGUUAAAAACUGAACCGAACCGAAUUAUAAUUCGGUUUAAACCGACCGAACCGAAUUAUAAUUUUGUUAAGGGAGGCCCGUCUGGCUAUUAUUCAUGUAUGGAGGUAGUGUUUAGUGACAUGGAUUAUUCACUAUAGGCUGAACGGCCAAUUGUGUGGAUUUAACGAGCAACAUUUGUAGGUUCGUUGGAUUUGGAUGCAAUUGCUCAAGUUUCAAAGUUGAUUUCAAUUUCAAAUGGAUGUUGACACUGCGGAAAAUGUACUUGGGAUACAUUUUAUUUGAAGGCUAUAAUUAUUCUAGAUAGUUGUAUGUUGUUUUUGUUAGUCUGCAAGCAUGACAAAAUUGGUUGCGUACACGGGAUGGGGAAUUACAACAAGCCUGUUCUGCAGUAGGAGCAGGGAUGCAUUUGGUCGUAUCUACUGUGAACUUUGGUGUUGAUUAGUGAUUUUCUUAUUGAAAGAAAGAUGUGGUUGUGUUUUGGAGGAAGAAGUUUGAUUGGACAGACUUGUUGCUUUGUUUCAAUAAUGAAGCAGUGUUGUUUGUCAUGGGCAAUAGUGAGUUUAGUGAGGAGUAGGAAAGUUUAUAUGUAUUUUUAGGUUGGUUUGAGGAGUUUUGACAGGUGAUGUAGCCAAUUCUGGACUUUGUCCUAACUAUUUUGAGGUUUGAUGUAUUGAUCAAGUGAGCUUAAUAUAAAUCCUAAUUAUUGAGAAAUGUUUUUUGAUUGAUGUUUCUACCAAAAUAAAAUUGGAUUGAUGUCACAUUUAGCAUGUAAGGAGCAAAUCAAGUGCAUAAACACUUCCCCCUUUAAAUUUUAAUAGACUAUAUCUCAUUGAUUUUAAUAUAUGUUAUAGUAGUAUGAAAAAUAGUCUAUGAUGAUACGAUGUUAGUAUAUGUGGUCCAAAAAUUUCCUUCUCAAAAAAUAUUGAAAAUAAAUAUCAUUCUUUUUAAAAAAGUAAGCCUUCUUAAUGAAUUACUUUCUUAAAUAUAGGUAUCCAAGUCCCGAGCAUUGAAUCUUACAAUCAAAGUUAGAUUUCAUUCAUUAAUGGCUCUCUUGAGAAAUAGUAUCCAAAUCCACAACAUUUAUUGUUACAAUCACAACUAAUUUUUCUUAAUCACUUACUUUCCUUAUAGUGACUCAAUAAUUGCAUUUCAUUGCAUAUCCUAAAAUCGUAAAUUCUCAUUUUUUUCACUCCAUCUUGUAUAGUAUAUAAAUGAUAAACUACUCAAUCAUUUCCAUCCAGCCUCCUCCCCCACCUGCCUUUUUCACAGCUCUAAAUUGUCAAUCCAUGAUGAAACCCAGAAACAAGUCAAUGGGUUUCUUUUAUGCUAUCGUCUGUAUGUUGUUUGCCUUUGCAACAGUUGCUUGCACUGCUCUCAACUCAAUCCCCAUCUCCGGGAUGGAGUAUAAUGCACCUCCAGGGGCCAAUCCGUGCCAUGAACCAGGUCAUCCUUGCCAUCAUCCUCCUUCAACUGAGACGGACCAACAACUUGAGGAUUAUCAGCCUAUUGAUCCAGUACCAAAGCCUCCUCCAGUACCAAGCCCUCCUCCUUUAGCAGAACAUCACUGAAGAUAAUAUGUGUAGUUUAUAUAUGGAGGGAGGAUUAUGCAUGUGAUUUAACUAAGAAUAAUAAUGGUCUUUCACUUUGGUUCUGAUUUGUUUUUCUGAACUUUGUGUUCAAGCCGCUCGUUUCCCUUACUAAUAACUCGUCCUUAACCUGAUUAUCUAUCUUGCUCUUCCUUUUCCGUUUGUAAUUUUAUUAUAUGCUACUGAAUAUAUUGACAAGUGUGGGUGUCUAGCACGCUAAAACACAACACCAAACUGCGACAAAGUGUAAUCGCAGUCCGAAAAUGCAGACUAGUGGCAAGUUCUAUUUGUCAACCCGGGGUCUAGAUCUACUGCCUACUCCGUGAUUAUCUAUUAUCUAGCAAACUAAGUCAAGUGAUUGUGAUUUUAAGUAAAAGCAGUAAGAAAGCAGGAAAUGGUUCAAAGUUCUUUAGCAAGGCAAGAGUCACUCGGGAAUGAGUCCCCCUAGCUCCUUAGUUAGGUCAAGGUUGUAAUUACCCUGGGUUGAUUAACUGUUGAUUAAACUGUGGAAGAUCCGAUAGUAGCUUGGAAUCUCUUAAGCUGACAAAGCCCUCUCCGGCAGACUAACCGGCAGGCGACUAGCCUUCACCGAGAUAGACUGCCGAGGCAAUAAAAGCAGAACUCCACUAAUGGAAUUGGAUUCCAGUACAAAGCAGUAAAUCGAUUAACUCUCGUAUAACAAAUCUACCACUACCGAUAUUGAUGAAGCUCUAACAACCUAAUCAGAUUCUAUCUAUCUCAGGUUGCAGCAGAAAUCAAGAAAAGAUGAUCAGGCUUCAAUUGACUUAAUGAAUCAUGCAUCAAUCGAUUACAAUCAAUCAGUAUAUCAAUCCAAAGUCAUUACAAUCAAGAUUCCUAACACAUGGAACUAGGGUUCUUCAUACCCAAGAGAGUGAAGGUUCUACUCCAUAGAGAGAGAUAUGAAAACAUAAAUCAGAGCAGUCAUACUCAUAAAGAUGGGGAUAAUCUGCUCUUAGAUGUUGAUCUUCACUCCUGGGGAUGCAAUCUGGGCUUUAAUGGCUUGAAAUCCACUCCAAAUAGCUCCUAGGGUUUGUUCUUUGCACUUUCUCUCUCUAAUGCUCUGUUUAUUGCUCAAAAACUCGAUUCCCCUCCAAAAGACCCGAAAUUGGGUUAAAACCUAGAAUUUUCCGACCACACGGCCGUGUGAAAAUCCCUACUGCCCGUGUGGAGGUGAAAGCGCCGCGUUUCACUUAAAUGGUCUCAUGCACGUCACACGGCUAGAACUUCACGGCCGUGUGAAAUCUCGGCCUGCCCGUGUGACAUCUCUGUGAUUUCCACAUGGCCUCAAGGGACCCGGUACACGGCCAGUGUGGUUUGCCCGCGCAAUAGAAUUCCACAUGGCCAUGCCACACGGCUGUGUGGCUGCUAGGUCUGGCCGUGUGUUUUCCUCGGCUUCUCGCCAAACGUCCAACCUUCGUCCAAUCGACCCCGAACUCGUUCCCAAACCUCCAAUCAUGUACUAGGACCUGAAAUAUCACAAACAAGAACAACCUAGCGUGAAAUUGGCCUACGAUAAGAGAAAUGAGGCUCAAACGACAUAAGAAUGGUGGACAAAAACAUGUGUAUAUAUCAAGUCAUCAGUGUCCCCUUCCCAUAUAAGACGAUGAUCAAGCUGAUGCUCAUGUGUCCUAUUUCGUAAACUCCAUGGUGGCAAGUAUCUAACUAAUCGGGUCAUACUGGUUUAAGAUUGGACUGAACAAAUCGGUCUGGGAUUA
Messenger RNA from Linum trigynum, 5599 nucleotides. The record is from the annotation of a GenBank genome assembly. NCBI's taxonomy places the organism in Eukaryota, Viridiplantae, Streptophyta, Magnoliopsida, Malpighiales, Linaceae.